AACACGAAGCAGGAGUUCAAGUCCUCGGGAGACGUCUCCCUGCUGACGGAUGCGACCGGUACCUUCCCCAACUCCGGGCAGGGCAUCUACGUCCGCGCAGUACUGCCCGCACCACCGCCCGGCGCCCCGCUGCCGCCAAAUCCACAGCCGUCCAACCCAAAUCCCCUGCUACCGCCCAGUCCUCAACCACCCAGCCCUCAGCCUCCUAGGCCGCAGCCACCUACGGGCCCUUACGUGGCUCAGCUCAUUAUGAACCGGCAAGCAGCGUGUGUACUGGUCGCGCCAGCUGGCAAAGUAAAAUGCUGGGGCAACAACGACAAUGGAGAGCUUGGGGCCACAUUCUCGGGUACUGUAGCCACAGCCGGUUCAUUGCCGCAAAACUUGCCGUACGUCGACUUUGGCAACACGACUGGGCCGGUGCUUGGUCUGACACUGUCG
Molecule: messenger RNA, 438 nt
Organism: Astrephomene gubernaculifera
Lineage: Eukaryota; Viridiplantae; Chlorophyta; Chlorophyceae; Chlamydomonadales; Astrephomenaceae
Source: the annotation of a GenBank genome assembly